CGCUGACCAAAAAGAAAACUAAAAAAAAGAAUCAAUCAACCAAAAUAUACUCGGAGUAGAGAGAAGAGCAUCGAAGACCAGACCAACCCCAAAAAUCAACAGAUUCGCAAAAUGGAGUAGCUCCAGGGGGAAUCGAGUGUUCAUAAUUUGGUGGGUUCCUGUUUCUUUUUGUUUGGCCGGCGAUGGAGAAUUUGGUAGCCACUGCAAGCAACUCAAUCCAAGCUCUGGGCAGAGGGUUUGAUGUCACAUCGGAUAUCAGGCUCUUGUACUGCAAGGGAGCGCCCGGGUCACGCCUGGUUCAUCUGGAUGAAGAACGCACCAAGAAUCUUGACCUGGCUUCCGGCCUUUUCGUCCCUAAUGUCUCUGAUGAUAUUCAGUGCAGGAGAGGAGUUCGAGCCACUGAGGCCACGCCUGUCUUUAGCUUCCAUGAGAUGGCUAAAUACUUCAAUGACAUGUCAAGUAUACAUGGACAGAUUCCACUUGGACACUUUAAUGCCAUGUUUAAUUUUACCGGUUCUUGGAGACUUGAUGCUGCAGCUACAAAGUCUCUUGCAAUGAUUGGACAUGUGAUUCCACUCUUCACUGUAAAACUUGCAAAAUCAAAGUCUUUAAUUGUGCGCGAUGAAAUCAAACAUGCUGUUCCAUGUUCUUGGGACCCACCAUCAUUGGCAAGUUUCAUUGAAAACUAUGGCACUCAUAUUGUCACCUCUGCAACAAUUGGUGGAAGGGAUGUGGUUUAUAUUAAACAACAUCAGUCGUCUCCCUUGUCAGUGUCUGACAUUGAAAAUUAUGUGAAGGAUAUAGGCGACCAGAGGUUCUCAGAUUCAAAAGGCCUCCCAAGUUCCGGUCCAUUGAAAUACAAUGACAAGGACGUAACCGUAAUUUUCAGAAGAAGAGGGGGUGAUGAUCUUGAGCAGAGUCAUGCCAAAUGGGCUAAGACUGUAGAAACAACUCCAGAUGUGAUAAAUAUGACAUUUACUCCUAUUUCUUCAUUGUUAGAAGGGGUUCCCGGAAUAAAGCACCUAAGACAUGCGAUCGAAUUAUACUUGGAAUACAAGCCGCCUAUAGAGGAUUUGCAGUAUUUCUUAGACUUCCAAAUGUCUAGAGUAUGGGCUCCGGAGCAGAAUAUCCUUCCAAGAAAAGAGCCUGUCUGCCCUACCCUUCAGUUCAGCUUGAUGGGCCCAAAGCUUCAUAUUAGUCCCGAUCAGGUAACGGUUGGACGCAAACCAGUCACGGGUCUGAGACUGAGCCUAGAAGGGUGCAAGCAGAACCGGCUAGCUAUCCAUUUGCAGCACCUUGUAUCUCUUCCUAAAAUUCUUCACCCACAUUGGGACCCACACGUGGCUAUCGGUGCACCCAAGUGGCAAGGUCCAGAGGAGCAGGACAGCCGAUGGUUCGAACCGAUAAAGUGGAAGAACUUCUCCCACGUAAGCACCACACCAAUAGAGCACGCAGAUACAUCCAUUGGAGACCUCUCUGGUGCCCACAUUGUGACUGGGGCCCAGCUCGGCGUAUGGGAUUUCGGGGGUAAGACUGUCCUCCACCUCAAGCUCCUCUUCUCCAAGGUGCCAGGGUGUACGAUACGGAGAUCCGUGUGGGACCACAACCCCUCCCCUCCACCUCCACUUGAUGGAGGUGGUGGUUGUUCUUCUUCUUCCUCCGCGUCUGUCGGAAAACUGGGGAAGAUUGUGGAUAUGACGGAAAUGUCCAAGGGGCCACAGGACACGCCGGGGCAUUGGUUGGUCACGGGGGCUAAGCUUGGAGUCGAUAGAGGUAAAAUCGCGUUGCGCUUGAAGUACUCCCUCUUGAAUUAUUGAGCUAAAGAGACAGACAUUAAUGGCCAUUCCUUUACACCAUUUUAUAUGUAUUCUUCUUUGUAAAUUCAGUUAGUUGUAGGGCAUUCAUUCUGAGGUAGGCAGUUAGUCC
This is a messenger RNA of Cuscuta campestris, 1926 nucleotides long. The record is from the annotation of a GenBank genome assembly. NCBI's taxonomy places the organism in Eukaryota, Viridiplantae, Streptophyta, Magnoliopsida, Solanales, Convolvulaceae.